Molecule: messenger RNA, 5156 nt
Organism: Blastomyces gilchristii SLH14081
Lineage: Eukaryota; Fungi; Ascomycota; Eurotiomycetes; Onygenales; Ajellomycetaceae
Product: AAT family amino acid transporter
Exons: 5
Coding region: 2566-4242 (558 amino acids)
Biological process (GO): amino acid transmembrane transport
Cellular component (GO): membrane
Molecular function (GO): amino acid transmembrane transporter activity
Source: RefSeq, a predicted model, not a curated record
UGUCAACAUGCCAAAUUGAGCAAGAAUGGAUAUUAACCGUCGCUCUAACUUGAGCAAGCUGAUUACUGCUUUGGGAUACAUGCAUCGCCCGUGCUUGUGUUAUGAGGAUGUGAAAGAGCUUCCUCUAAGGGGUCAAGCAGCUACUUAGGGAUUCUCUCUGUCCAUUGGAAUUAGGGCUGAACCUUGUAGCAUCUGGAGGCAUCGAUCAGCCAUCGCCUUACGGAAUUUCGUACAGUUUUCCACUGUCAACUUCAGCAUGUCACCAAAAAGGCGCACCACGGCGCACUUAACAGGUUCUCUCAGAAUGCAUUCCCAAUAUCUUGACUAUUCCACCACAAAAUGGAUCGGUAUCUCGGGCACUGCUGAUAGCCUUGGCCAAAUAUACACGAGUUAGACGCACAUCCUCUAACGCUCAGGGCAACAUUUUAACAGACCAGGUCAACAUGGAUAUCUGACAUCCAGCAAAUCAGAGCGAGAAGUGUUUACCCAUUAGGCCAAUGAGCCUCUAGUUUCGCGACUCAUGCACAGCCGGGGUAACAAUAUCGCUUCGUAUCCAAACCCCUCGUUUCACUCGGCAAAAUUACGGCACCACCGAUACCAGGACAGGCAUUCAGGGCAUGUUUCGUUCCGGUUCCGGGACGCGAAAGAUUUCAGAUAUCAAAAAUCAUGAUGUAUACAAUGGACUCAUGCUCCAUGUCCGAAGAUGGGGUCCGACACUUUCUUGCUGCCAAGACCGCCAAGUGGGCCAACCAAUGCGUCCUCAAUAUCGGCAACCAAGCCUUCUGAAAAGCUUCGCUUCGAAAACAACGAAACGCGCAUGCAGCUAGCGGAUCCUUACCGUUGCUUUGUUGAAACCAAGAUAUGGUUGAUGACACCACUACUUCUGAACGGGGAUUCGACAAUGUUCUGCUCUGUGGUUGGAUCAAUAACGGUGCGUGCGCGAUUCCGCGGACCAGAACCUGAACGAAACACAUGAUAAAUCAAUCAACUCCAGAAUCUUUCUCUCUUGAGAAACUGAGAGGGUUCAAGAGAAAUAACUACACAUCAUCGGGCUACAUUUUAUCUCCAAGUUACUAUUUUCCGUAGGUUCCCUAGUUUCCUAAUAGUCUAGCACGACGUAGAACUCUACUAAAUGAUAUUUCACUUUCCUAACAACGCAAGGGCCGUACCAAACGUAGCAAGAGAAAAUCAUCAUUGUCGCGAUUGGUUCCUGCUGUCAUUAUCGGAAACAGGCACGGUUGUCGUUUUGAUAUCAGAGAUGAUAGCGUAACUGCCUAGAGUGUAACACACUUCAUUCAACCUUAAACCGCAAGGAGAAAACAUAGGUCGACAACUGCAAUGACACAAGUACUUAGACGACGCUCACAGCUGGCACAAGGAAUUAUUGACAAGCUUCCAGAGGAGUGCGUUUGUGGCUAUCAGCGAUACACCUGAAAACCCUUGCGCUAUGCCUUGUCAAACCGCACAUCCAUCUAUUCGUUGUCGGUUAUGAAGUUACCGCCUUGAUUUCAGAAAUGGCUUCGUUUCUAGAUAUGAUCGGCUGCUCCCCGGAGAUCGUUCACUCUCAUUCGUCAGCCGCACUUGGGCAAAUAGGCUGAGAGGUACAGACAAUGACCGCAGGCCCAAGCCCCCAAAAUCUUUCCCCGAUACAGAGACAAAUACAGGGACGCGAAAAUAUGGAUGUUACAUACUUCCGACUUCUGCCCUUUCCCGACCAAAGCUAAUUGACCAUUCGGAGAAACGGAAAGUAAGAGAUCGGUCUAGGAGAACUCUAGAACUAGGAAGCAAGGACAGAAAGAAAAAAAAUAAACAGAUAUUUGCAAUUUUGGCCAUGGUAAUUAUCAUUGCUCGCAUCAACAAAAUGACAAGACGAGAAGAAGUAUCCAAUAGGAAACAUUCACAUGCUCCCAGUCGCCAAUAUCGCCCUCAUUGGUACCCCGUAUCUCAAGGGUAAAUAUUUGGUGAUCUAUGUCUAUCCUCGUUGACCUGCAGCAAGUACCCCAAAACGAGGUGAGGCCAAUCAGGUUGGAAGGAACAGGGGCAAUGCAAAAAGUUAUAAUUGUCCCGCAACAAUCCAGAACUGUAAUUGCACAAAGCUUAAGAUCACUGGUGUUGUCUUAUUUCCAGCCCAAGUCAAGGUUGGUUGCUGCUUGAUGUGGCUAGGGGCUACCCCAAAAAGGUCCGCAUUUUUUGCUUGUCUGAUAUGACAGGCCUGGAAAGGUGCUAGUACAUCUGGGGUACUCCCCACAGCUUCGAUGCAAUCGAAUAAGCAGGGUCCUUGUGUCGUCAAAGAGGGAGGACAAUGUUGCAUGUCGGCUGAGCCCUCCCAACUCACUCGCUGCGGACCUAUUUGAACUCUCCCGUCUCCCUGUUUUCCUUUUUGCCCCAGUUCACUUCCGAACUGAUGAUGGUCCCUCGUUCAGUUCCUUAAAAAUUCUGCCCUAGAAAGCGAACGCAAACGGACCGAGCCUGGCGAGGGUGAAACGUCCCCCAAGCUAACCUUCAAACCAUUGCGACACUCCUUUUUGUUACGCUAGGCGAUUUUACCCACAAUCGCAGCCCGCCAUGUCGAAAGCGGAGGUAACAGAAGGAGGAGCUCCUCCUUAUGGUGAGGUCACAAAGGAAAUGGAUGCCAAGAAGCUGCAGUUCAAUGAAGCUGCUGGCCUCUACGGCGAUGCUGAAACUGCUGAACGCUAUGGUUAUGUCACUCGUGGACUGAAAUCUCGACACAUUCAGUUUAUUGCCCUGGGAGGAUCUAUCGGCACAGGCCUUUUCUUGGGGAUUGGUCGAGCUCACACCCAGGGCGGUCCCCUCAGUAUUCUGCUCGGUUACACCUUCACUGGCGUCGCAAUCUUCGGAAUGAUGAUGUCUCUCGGGGAAAUGGCGACUUGGCUUCCUCUUCCUGGUGCUAUUCCUCACUUCUGCGGACGGUAUGUUGAUGAAGCUAUGGGAUUUGCUGUCGGCUGGAAUACCUGGUACCAAUGCGCAAUUACUGUCUGUGUCGAGAUUGCUGCCGCUGCCCUUCUUAUUGAAUACUGGCCAGGCGCAGAAGGCAUAAACGUCGGGGCAUGGAUCGCCCUAGUCUGGGUUCUCAUUAUGUUCUUGAAUGUCUUUGCCGUAGCGAUCUAUGGUGAGGCAGAGUUCAUCUUUGCCAGUAUCAAGAUUAUCACCAUUGUCGGUCUUCUCAUCCUGUCGCUUAUUAUUGAUCUCGGCGGCGGACCUGAUGGGGACCGUCGAGGCUUCCGUUACUGGAAAAAUCCCGGCGCGAUGAGAGAGUAUGUUGCCACCGGCGAUAAAGGGCGCUUCCUUGGAUUUUUCUCGACGCUUGUGAACGCUGCAUUCUCUUUCGGUGGUGUGGAAAUGGUCGCUUCUGCGGCCGGGGAGGCAGCAAACCCUCGACGAAACAUUCCCAAGGCUGUACGAAGAGUCUUCUGGCGUAUCAUUACCUUCUAUAUCCUGGGAUCCCUGGCUAUCGGAAUGCUGGUUCCUUACGACGAUGAGAAUCUGUUGAAUGCUCAAAACUCAGAUAAAUCGAGCACUGCUGCCGCCUCCCCAUGGGUUAUCGCCAUUAAUCGUGCCAGCAUCCCAGUCCUCCCUUCCAUCAUCAAUGCUGUCAUUUUAACAUCCGCCUCCUCAUCGGGCAAUGCAUUCUUGUAUACCGGUAGUCGCUACCUCUAUGCGUUGGCCCAGAACGGCCAAGCACCGAAAUUCCUUCUCAAAUGCACUAAAUUGGGUGUGCCGAUUUACAGUGUUUUACUCACCGGAUCUGUCGGGCUACUCACGUUCAUGUCCACCAGCACCGGCGCCAACGAUGUAUUCCUCUGGUUCCAAAAUCUGACCACAAUCGCCUCGUUGUUCACCUGGUGUUCCAUCUGUAUCGCCUGCAUUAAAUUCCACCACGCAGUCGAAGCGCAGGGCGUUGAUCGAAGUACAAUGGCUUUCCGUGCCCCCUUCCAACCAUAUCCCGCAUACUUCGCGCUCGCUUUCUUCGUUAUUAUUAUCGUUUUCAAUGGCUUCGAUGCCUUUGCCCCCAAGUUCGAGUUCCAGAACUUCUUCACAGCAUACGUUGGCAUACCAAUCUAUUUCGGACUGUAUCUAUUCUGGAGAAUCUUUAAAAAGACUAAGUUCGUCGACCCCGCGGAGGCGGAUAUUUGGUCAGGAAAAGCUGCUCUUGAUGCUGUUGAGUGGCCCGCAGAUAACCCGCGCAACACUAUCGAGAAGAUAUGGUACUGGAUUGCAUAGAUAGGGAAUAAAGUGAUUUGUGGAGGAAAACCCCCAGCAAGUCAUUGUUCUUUUAUUCCUGAAUGUAGACGGGACAUAGUUUAUGCACCCAUCAUGCCUUUGCCGGCAAAUCCCGUACUCAGGGGUGCAUAUUGACUCUUAAUCUCCGCAUAUACUCAUGUAUAUCUAAUGCAUUCCGCCUCCUUUGUUCGUCUUUCCCUUUCUCCAUCCUCUUUCUAAUUCAGUCAGCAUUAUCUUUUUAAGCACUCUGUCAGUGUAUAUAUCCCAUACCUUGUUUGAACCACCCAUGUCCAACCACAAAGAAUGAUUCAAUUCAUCUCGUCCCAUAUGUACUAUCUGAUAUUCCCAGCCCCUCAUCUUCCGGGUGCGAGUUAAAUCGACGUGGGAUUCCCGGGUUGUACCAUCCGAAGACAGGAAAGGAAUAUACAUGUGCCAUCCUCAAAUAGGGACGCAAGAUGCUUUCGACAACCAUUCCUCAUACCCAACUGGCGUGGCCAAUGUUAAUUGAGCAUCCCAUUGGAACACCCGAACGAUUUUCACGCAGGACGUAGAUAAGAAGGCGAGGCUAGUGUCCCUUUGUAGGGUAUAGUAGCUGCUAAAACAGAGAACGAGAGUCGAUGAUGUUUACUCUGUUAUCAGAUUGUCCUGGAAGGUUGCUGGAAAAGCGAGCAGGCAAAAGGGAAGGGAAAGUAAGGCGAAACGAGCGCCCUCCAACAAUGAUCUAUAUAUAUAUAUGCCGAGAUUCCGUAUAAAAACAUGCGCUACAGGCCUGCGGCGGGGUCAUACGUAUUUGUCUCUUUAGUCCAAACUAGCGAGAUCCACUGAUCCCAACUGCUUUUUCCCUUGGCUUCCAGAUCGGAACUUUCUUCUCAGAGAUGUGUUUAGUUGAUUAGAAAUCUAUGCUUUAAAUUAAG